Penicillium pulvis is the source of this 354-nucleotide messenger RNA. RefSeq lists its product as uncharacterized. The transcript is spliced from 2 exons. NCBI's taxonomy places the organism in Eukaryota, Fungi, Ascomycota, Eurotiomycetes, Eurotiales, Aspergillaceae. Bases 1 to 354 code for a protein of 117 amino acids. The record is from RefSeq and is a predicted model, not a curated record.
AUGUCCGCGAAUGAAGAAUCAUUGCUUAUCCAAAGGUCCAUUGCCGAUGACCAGGAUCUGGAAAAUGGAUCUACCAGAUCGAAGAUUGGGACCAGCUUUCUGGCUGUGAUGCUUCUCUGUAUGAUGCCGCAACAUAUUUUUAAGGAUCAAUCUAAUGGUCUUUUGAUGACAGCUGCCUUUUUGGCUUCCUCCGAUGACUCGUUCGUUCUCUCUACGGCCUCUGAUAUUGCAGCCGACUUUGAAGCUACCAACAUCAUUGGUAUUCAUCCGCUGAUUCCAACUAGUAUGGUCAUCUCUGUGAUGCCUGGGGCAGAAAACGUACUUAUCUAUUCUCCUAUAUUGUAUAUGGAGUAG